Erythranthe guttata (spotted monkey flower) is the source of this 779-nucleotide messenger RNA. Its product is annotated as cell wall / vacuolar inhibitor of fructosidase 1. Lineage: Eukaryota; Viridiplantae; Streptophyta; Magnoliopsida; Lamiales; Phrymaceae. The record is from RefSeq and is a predicted model, not a curated record. Gene Ontology annotation, molecular function: enzyme inhibitor activity. Gene Ontology annotation, biological process: negative regulation of catalytic activity.
UCUUGUACACUCAUAAUAAUAAUUAUAAUAAAAAGAAAUUCCAUUCAAAUUGAGAAAAUGAAGAGCCCAAUAAUCUCAAUCUCUGUAUUUCUAGUGAUCACCACAUUAAGUAGUAGUGUAAGUGUUGAUACGAUGGCAAAAUCACAGCAAAACCUUAUCGAAUCCACGUGCAAGAACACCCCAAUCUACGAGCUCUGCAUCGCCACCCUCCGUGCGGAUCCAGGGAGCGACGCCGCCGACGUGGCAGGGCUGGCCCUGAUUAUGAUUGGGGCGGUGGAAGCAAAGUCGAAAGAAGCCCUCUCGGCCGUGAAAAAGCUCCUCAAGGGCGGCGGCGGCGGAGACAGGGAGGCGCUGAAGCAGUGCAAGGACAAGUAUAAAGCGGUGCUGGAGGGUGAUGUGCCGGUGGCGAAGAGGGCAGUGAGAGGAAACCCCAAAUUUGCGGAGGGUGGGAUGGCGGAUGCGAAGGUGGAGGCAGAUGAUUGCGAGGAUGCCUUCGGAGGGAAAUCACCGUUGACCAAAGUCAAUGGAGAUGUGCGUGAUCUUGCCGUCGUUGCUAGAGCUAUUAUCAGGAACUUGCUUUGAUCAUUCAAUAUUGAUUUAUGUCUGAUGACACAUGCAUGACAGAGUUACGUUUUUUAACGAAUAAUCAAUUAUAUAUUUAUAUGUUACGUUGCUAAUAUAUAGUAUUAAUAAACUUAUAGUUAAGGUGGUGAUCAUAUAUUCUAUUUAUUGGAAGUUAAAUACUAAAAUGUUACUAUGAUUAUGUUUCGAUCGAAUAC